Paramecium sonneborni is the source of this 346-nucleotide messenger RNA. The record is from the annotation of a GenBank genome assembly. Lineage: Eukaryota; Ciliophora; Oligohymenophorea; Peniculida; Parameciidae.
AUGCCUGCAACACCAUCUGUAGGUACUUAACAUUUAAUGAUGUCAUCAUUUGCAUCGAUAUCUGAUUGUGAUGAUUAGCUUCUAUCACAAAUUUAAUUCUCAAAUUAAAUCUAUAAUUGGGCACUUGACAAGGAGCCCACCAAGAAUCUACCUCUAAAAAAACUCCAUUAACUGGGAUAGUUAACUCUUGGACUGACAAAAUAAAGUUGACUUGUUAACGAAUUCAAAUAGGUAAAAUAACAAUAUACACCUGCAGUGCAUGUAGAAUCAGCAGAUCCUGUUACUUUAAUUACUAUUGGUAGUGAUCCAAGACUUUGAUCAUCUGGCUUUGCAGGGGAAGUAACAC